Rubroshorea leprosula is the source of this 680-nucleotide messenger RNA. The record is from the annotation of a GenBank genome assembly. NCBI's taxonomy places the organism in Eukaryota, Viridiplantae, Streptophyta, Magnoliopsida, Malvales, Dipterocarpaceae.
CCCUACCACAUUCAAUUCAGAUCUGCGGAGAAAUAAGCUUGGGUUUUGGGGAUUUUCGGAUCUGGGUUUUGAGGGGAGGAGCUGGAGGCAAAACAAUAUAGCAAAAAGGAGAUACGUUGAAUUCGAGGGGUCUAGAUCUAGGGUGGUUUUGAGUGGUUUUCUUUCCUGUAUCUCUCAAGUGCUCUCUCCUCAGUUAUGGCGUUCAAUUUUGCAGAUAUGACGAAAUGCUUGGCAGUAGCUUCUUUAGACUCUUGACCUUCCAUCUCCCACAGGUAGGCUGCAAUUGCUAUGCAUCAUCAUUAUAUUUUAUUUUAUGGAUGAAAAAAAAAAAAAAAAAAACAAAGAAAUCCAAAAAAUGUAAGGAGUAGGUCCUUCGCGGCCGGUCCGACCACAAGCUCCGCUGCUUUGUCCAUGUCGUGCCCGCUGCAUGCCGUGGGGAGCAACGUUGCUACUACUGUUAUGCCGAUGUUCUCAAUGUCGCCUCCAUCGAGCUGUUGGCUGGACUUGUGCCAGUCGAUCAUUGUUCAGUAUCCAGCCAUAUGCCAUUUAGGGCGUUGUUGUUGCAACCCACGAUUGGGGCAACAGAACAUGAAGAUAAGCAGAGGCAACAAUAGAAAUUGAGAUUUGAUUUUUCUAAGUUUAAUUGUGAUUUGAUUUUGUAAUGAAUUCAUACGAUUAUA